This is a messenger RNA of Sardina pilchardus (European sardine), 1113 nucleotides long. RefSeq names its product membrane progestin receptor beta-like. The record is from RefSeq and is a predicted model, not a curated record. Gene Ontology annotation, biological process: response to steroid hormone. The transcript has a single exon. Gene Ontology annotation, molecular function: steroid binding; nuclear steroid receptor activity. Bases 1 to 1098 code for a protein of 365 amino acids. Lineage: Eukaryota; Metazoa; Chordata; Actinopteri; Clupeiformes; Clupeidae. Gene Ontology annotation, cellular component: plasma membrane.
AUGCCGCGGUGGGCUCUGGUGUGCCUCAGUUCCCUGUCCAUGCACCGCAGGCGGCUAAGCGCCUUCUCCCCCCCGCCUCCCCCCCAGGCCACCGUCCCGGCCAAAGACGUGCCCGUCCUGUUCCGCGAGCCCUUCAUCCACGGCGGCUACCGGCCCGCGGGCCAGCGCUGGUCCUGCUACCUGCUCAGCCUCUUCCAGGUGCACAACGAGUCGGUCAACGUCUGGAGCCACGCGCUGACCGGCCUGGUCGUCCUCGCCCGCUUCCUGCUGCUGGUGGGCGCCUGGCCCGCGCCCUUUGACCUCACGGCGCUGCCCCUGUGCCUGUACGUGACCUCCGCCCUCACCUACCUGACCUGCAGCGCGGCCGCCCACCUGCUGCAGUCGCGCUCGGAGCUGGCGCACUACUGCCUGUUCUUCCUGGACUACGUGGGCGUGUGCGUGUACCAGUACGGCUGCGCGUUGGCGCACUACUUCUACAGCGCGGAGCCCGCGUGGCGCCAGACGGCCGUGGCGGCCGGGUUCCUGCCCGGCGCCGCGCUCCUCGGCUGGCUGACCUGCGCCAGCUGCUGCUUCGCCAAGCUGCGCUACCGGCGGCCGUACCCGCUCCGCCGCAAGGUCUUUCAGCUGGUGCCCACCAGCCUGGCGUACCUGCUGGACAUCAGCCCCGUGGCCCACCGGCUGGCCAACGCCACCGGGUCACCACCGGACGCCGGCGGCGGCGGCGGCGUUGGCGACGUAGGCGCGGCCGACGACGCCCUGGCGCUCCACGCGCUGCAGAUCUUCUUCUUCCUGCUGGCGGCGCUCUUCUUCUCGUGCCCCGUGCCCGAGUGCUUCUUCCCGGGCCGCUGCGACGUCCUGGGCCACGGCCACCAGAUCUUCCACCUCUUCCUGGCGCUGUGCACGCUGGUCCAGCAGGAGGCGCUGUUCCGGGACUUCCGGGCGCGCUGGCGCACGCUGGAGCUGGUGCACGGGCGAGACACGCUGGUCGGGGCCUGCGCCUCCUUCCCCACCCUGGUGCUCUGCAGUCUGCUCACCGCCGGCCUCAUGUGCUGGCGCGCCAACAGGAAGCUCAACGCCAGGCCCAAAGAACGAAGCUGAAGGACACAAAACUGA